Messenger RNA from Camelina sativa (false flax), 2975 nucleotides. The record is from RefSeq and is a predicted model, not a curated record. NCBI's taxonomy places the organism in Eukaryota, Viridiplantae, Streptophyta, Magnoliopsida, Brassicales, Brassicaceae.
UAAAGAAACGCUUUUAUUUUUCUUUUUCUCCCAAUUUUUUUUCUCUCUUUGGGGUUUUCGCAUGAAGAAUGCUUCGAUUCGACGACCGCAGAGGAGAUUCACGUUGAGUAAUCUUAUGAUUAGCACGAAACCAUUACAAUCGACUGGGCUUCUUCUUCCUCGUGGUGAUUUGAUCUGUUCGGUUAAUUCAGGCACAAGAAUAAUUCAAUCGGCUGUGAUUCUUCUCCGUCGUGAUUAUUUUGAUCUAGGGUUGUUUGUUUCUGUUUGGUUUGAUUCGGCACAAAACUAUUUGACCGGCGGCUUAGUUUCUUCUUCCUCCUCAUGGUGGGCUUCAAUAGCUUUGACUACUGUUAUCAUUCUUGGAGUUACAGUUCUCAUUCAGGUGAAAUCCCUCCUUGUUUGUCGGCAUAUGAGUUCUAUAUCACCAGAAUGGUCUGAUAAAGUUGAUGGUAUUGAAUUUGUGGCAAUGGAAGCUGUUCCAGAGCUGUGUUGUUCCUGCUGCUAAAUAUGAGGUGGGCUUCAAUAGCUUUGACAACUGUUAUCAUUCUUGGAGUUACAGUUCCCAUUCUUUUAAAUCAGGAAAAGGAUACUUACAAACUCAAUGUCGGUUUUAGAUUGUUGUUCUCUGAUUGCAUUUUUCAGUCGCUAGGAUUUGUCUCUUUUUCAUUUGUGAUUUAUCUAUCAUGUUCUUGCAGGUUUUGAGACGGCAGUGUAGGAGUUAAGAUGAGAGAUGAGCACUAAGGUACAAGUUGUUCCUGCUCCUUUAGUUACUUGUUUUUGUGUGCACAUGAACGUUUGUGAGUUUUAAACUGUUCAACUCCAGGUUUCACGUGUACAAGGUAAAGUCCUUCCUUUUUUUGUUUUUUUUGUUUUUUUUUUUGUGUUUUCAAGUUUUGGAGGACUGAAAUCAAACGGGGUACAAUUGAUCAGUCCAGUUCUGUUCGGAUUUAUUGUUAUUAUUUUAUUUAAGCAAUUGACUUUUGUAUCAUUGUGAUUUUAGAAUCAAGAUUUUUUUUGUAUGUGUUCUUGAUCCAACAACAAAAGAUUUAUUCACUUUAAUAAGAAUCCAGAUCCAUUUUUGGUUUUGGUUACUUCGUCUGCUUAUUCUUAGUUUUGGGGAUUUUAAGUUUUGAUGUUUUUGUUUUCUUUUAAAACCCAAAACAGAUCAUUGACAGACAUUAAUCUAAUAGUGUUCUGCCAGAUUCUAUUUUGGGGACAUUGUCCCGAGCAAAAUCGUGAACUGUUGGCUUGGUAGUGCAUGCAUGUUGGGAAUUGGAAAAGAGGUUGCGAUUUGUUGGAUUAUCCAACGGCUAAAUAAGUCUUAAGACAAAAGACAUAGAACCAAAAAGUUCUCAGAGUUUUGUACCCUCGGCUGGUAAAAACCAUAAGACAUGAAUAAAGAACCAAAGAGUUCUCAAAGUUUGGUACCCUCGGCUGGUAAAAACCAUAAGACAUGAAUAAAGAACCAAAGAGUUCUCAAAGUUUGGUACCCUCGGCUGGUAAAAACCAUAAGACAUGAAUAAAGAACCGAAGAGUUCUUAAAGUUUGGUACCCUCGGCUUGUAAAAACCAUAAGACAUGAAGAAAGAACCAAAGAGUUCUGAAAGUUUGGUACCCUCGGCUGGUAAAAACCAUAAGACAUGAAUGAAUGACCUUGCGGCUUAAUGAUUCUUAAGACAAAGACAUAAAAGGACCAAAGAGUUCUUAUUGGUACCAUCGGCUUAGAAAAACCAAAAGACAUUGGAAGAGUAGUGCAUGCACGUAAGGGAAUAAGUUCCGAUUUGUUGGAUGGAGCCGGACUAAAGAAAUCUUAAGACAAGAUUGUUACUUGUUUGAUGGUAAAAAUGACCAGAACUUGGACCAACGUACGGCUUAAAGAAGUUUAGCCCAACGAGGUACGUAUAUGGCAUUCACAUAAAAUGAAGACUAACAAAUUCUUUUUUCUUUUUCUUUCAGGUAUGUGCUUCUCAAGUUACGGUGUUCAGAUUGUCAAGACUUUUGAUAGGUAUAUGCUUUCAAACCUUUUUAUUUUUGUUUAAGUGCUUUCUAGACUUGUUUGUAAUUUAGUGUAUGAAAAUCACAAGUGAGAGACACAUACAGCAUCCUGAACUCCAAAGUGGUAGUUUCUGGUGCUUUUAUCAACCCUUAAUGAUGACGCAGUUGGGACAGAUUCCAAUUCGGCAAUUCGAAAGAGUAGGUAUAAUUUCAGUUUGAAAAUCCUAAAAAUUGCUUGUGUUUCUAGAUGAGCAUAUUGUGUAUUUUAGUUUCACUAUUCUCUAUCUUUUAGUGCUUGUGUAUCAUAAGCUCUCUUAUUCUAUAUAGUGGAUGUAGAGUCUCUCGUAGAUAUUUAACAUAUGUAGAUUGUGUUUGUGUUCUUUGAACCUUGAAACUAUUUUUUUGCCUUGUGCUCUAAAACUUUGGUGAUUGUUUUAAACAUGUGAAUGACAUCCUAGGAUUUUGCAUCAUCCACUGAGUAAAGGUUGAUUUUACUUUGGCUUUUGAAACAUUAUAUUGUGUGUUGAAAAUACUUAAUAUCCCUGUUUUGGUGUUUGUAUGUAUAAAUAACUUUUUCAUUUAAUGAAAUAGAUGCAUCUUGGGAUCUACUGUAGUUACUUAUUUUUAAAUAUCUGUGAUAGUAGUACUGCACAUUAUGGUAAUAAUAUUAUUAAAUCUUGAAUGUCUUUGUUUUGUGUUAUGCUCUAAACCCUUGGUGGUUGUUCUUAGCAUGUGAAACCAUAUUAUGGAAUUCUGCAUUUACUAUAUACACUAACUGAAUUAUGGUAAUAAUAUUAAUCUCGAAUGUCUUUGUUUUGCGUUAUGCUCUAAAUCCUUGGUGAUUGUUCUAAGCAUGUGAAACCACAUUUUGGAAUUCUGCAUUAUACUAAUAUUGUGUUAGGUUAUAUAAUUUAUACCUCUUGGCUUCAGUGUUUACAAUACACUAAUUGAAAACGUCAUAAAUUCUCUUGUUUUACGAAA